UGCUUGUGUUCCGACCCGACAUUGUUUCAGGUCGCUCCACUCUGACCCCUUAAACCACAGACGCCCAAUAGGCGACAGGCAACAUACAUGCACCACGCCUGGUUUCGAUCUAGUAUUUCCAGAAGCGCAUACGUACUAUCUGAGAAAGGCAGUGCAUUCAGCGGAACAUUCAUCCUAUCCAGGCUUUUAUAGGCGCUUGUUUGUGAGUCCGGUACAAUGGCAUCGGAGGAUAUAAAAGCGUGCUGAGCGGGCCCAGUGUUUGGGAGUUUGUGGCAGAACUGGUUUUGUAUGUGUUGUUCGGACAGGAAAUACAUUCAGCAGCUCAAGCACAUCGGAAAGAAAGAAAAAAAGGCUGGGGAAGGGAGAGGAGGGCGUAAUCUGUGCGUCAGGUGCUUGUGUCGAGCAAUCUUGCAAUGUCGGAUGAACAGCAGGGAAAGGGAAAGGGAAACGGAGGAGAAUGGCUGGAAGCUCGACACAAUCACCAAAUGCCGUUUUAGCGUAAAAAGCGAGGCCAGGACAUGCCUGGCACCUCUCUUGUUUCUCCUAUUCCCUACAAUACAUACUUUUUCGCUAGGCAUUAAUACACCCAUGAGCAACGCACUAAACAUCAAGCUCUCAGGAACCGGCGCGGGCACCGGCCAGCCGGCAGCCACGGACGUGGACAAGGAGACCGGGCGCACGGAGGCAGCCGGCUACCCGCUGACAGCCGACUGGACCGACCCGAUGUACAAGGGCCAUGGCGUCGGCCACCGCGACCCGAAGACCGGCGCGCCGGUGCCGGCCACACAGCACAUUCCGACGGACGGCGAGCUCAACCCGCAGAACUACAUCCAGGUGCUCUCCAGUGACGAGGACCCGGCAGCGGUGCGGCAGCGCACCAAGGACGCGUUCCUGAACAAGUACAAUGUCAAGAAGGCCAGUGAGUACCGCGCAAACUACUACAGCGCAGUUGGCAAGAUCCAGAGGCGCUUCGGAAACCGCGAGCAGGGCGAGCUCAAGAUCGAGCGCGCCGAGCUCGAGAGGGCCGCAUACCAGGUCGACCAUAGCGACGUCCACUUCCGCAAGUAGUGGUGUUCAUUCUUUUUUAGUGAUAGCCAUGUAGCAUGCACUGAGUGCAUGGCACGAGUUGGUGGGGAGGCGGGGCUUUGGAAGGUCUCGAUGGAACAACCCAUUGAG
Molecule: messenger RNA, 1176 nt
Organism: Linderina pennispora
Lineage: Eukaryota; Fungi; Kickxellomycota; Kickxellomycetes; Kickxellales; Kickxellaceae
Exons: 1
Coding region: 289-1068 (259 amino acids)
Source: RefSeq, a predicted model, not a curated record